GGCAGUAGGCCUUUUCUUUCUCAUUUUGACUCGGGGAUCGACAGCCAAAGCGCCAUCCCAUCCACCCCAAAGCACCAACCACUCCUCCCAGAGCAACAAUCAACGACGUCACUGUCACAAUGGCGCAUCUGUGGGAGAUGAACACCAACGAGAUCGACCGUAGAAAGUCGAGCGUCGUUGCCAUCCACGGCCCCGACGGCGCUGUCCGCCGGGUGUCGGUCACGCAGCUCAACGAUGCCGACAGGGCCCUCGCUGCCGAGUUUGGCUACGAGCCCGUCUUCAAGCGUGAAUUCGGCUACUUCUCCGCCUUCUCCUUCGCCGUGAGCAUCAGCGGUACCUUUGCCACCAUCGCCGGCACCCUCUCCUACCCUCUCUAUGCCGGUGGCAGCGCUUCGGCCGUUUGGUGUUGGUUGAUCUCCGGCGCCGGGUGUAUGUGCAUUGCCUGCUCCGUCUCCGAACUCGUCUCGGCAUAUCCUACCUGUGGUGGUCUGUACUAUACCGUUUCCCGGCUGGCGCCCAAGGAAUGGGUGCCCUCCAUCUCCUGGGUCGUUGGCUGGCUCAACCUGCUCGGACAAGUGGCGGGUGUAGCCUCCUCCGAAUGGAGCGCUGCUGCUCUGCUUCUUGCCGCCGUGUCCAUGGGGACGGACUUCAAGUACCUACCUGGAAAUAACGACGUCGUGGGCGUCAUGGCCGGCCUCACCGUUCUCACUGGUCUUGUCAACGCUCUCUCCACCAAAUGGAUGGAGCGCAUGACCAAGUGGUACGUCGUCUUCCACGUCCUCAUCAUCGUCUCUUGCAGCAUCGCCCUCCUCGUCGUGGCUGGAAAGCAUGGCACCCUGCACACCGGAAAGUAUGUCUUCACAAACGUCGAAGACCCAUCGCUCUCCGGCUGGACCCCCUCUGGAUGGUCCUUCUUGUUUGGCUUCCUGUCUGUCUCGUGGACCAUGACCGAUUACGAUGCCACCGCACAUAUUGCCGAGGAAAUCCAAGAGCCCGAAAAGAAGGCCGCCUGGGCCAUCAGUUUGGCCAUGGCCUUCACUUACAUCGUUGGCUGGCUCUUCACUAUUGUCCUGUGCUUCACCAUGGGCAACCCGCAUGAGAUCCUCAACUCUCCCGUCGCCCAACCCGUCGCGCAAAUCUUCUACAACGUCCUGGGCAAGUCCGGCGGCAUCUUCUUCACCGUCGCCGCGUUCAUCAUCCUCAUGUUCGUGUGCUUCACCGCCGAGCAGGCUCUCGCUCGAACAAUCUUCGCCUUCUCCCGCGACAAUCUCCUCCCUUUCUCCCGCGUUUGGACCAAGAUCCACCCCCUCACCGGCACGCCCUUGAAUGCCGUCGCAAUCUCCAUCUUCUGCUGCAUUGCCAUCAACCUCAUCGGUCUCGGCUCCUACACCGCCAUUGCCGGCGUGUUCAACGUUUGCGCCAUCGCUCUGGACUGGAGCUACUGCAUUCCCAUCUUCUGCAAGCUCGUCUUCGGCAAGUUCAAGCCCGGGCCGUGGUACAUGGGCAAAGUAGGCUACUUCGUCAACGCGUGGGCCUGCAUCUGGACCGCCUUUGUCGCCAUCAUCUUCGUCAUGCCCACCGCCCUGCCCGUCAGCGCCGAAACUGUAAGUGCCUAUUCCCAUCACCCCCAAUCCCCGCGUAUGCACCAGCUAACGUCUGAAUCUUGGCAGAUGAACUACGCUGUUGUCUAUCUCGCGGGCAUUCUGGCCUUCGCCGCCAUCUACUGGUACGCGUACGGCAAGCGAUUCUACACCGGGCCCAUCAUCGAGGCCAAGGUGGAGGACGAGGCCUUCUCGAACGAUGUGGAGCGCAGCAGCGAUGAGAAUAGUAUGAGGAAGCGAAACAUUGUUGAGAAGGAGAAGAACUAAGCGGCCGGGGGUUUCUUUUCUUUCCUCUAAUGUUGGAAAUGUAGGAUGGGACCUGUUGUGAGGAGGAAACGAGGGAAAAGGGGGCUUUCCUUAUUUCGAUAUCUGCCUUAUA
Molecule: messenger RNA, 1980 nt
Organism: Neohortaea acidophila
Lineage: Eukaryota; Fungi; Ascomycota; Dothideomycetes; Mycosphaerellales; Teratosphaeriaceae
Product: amino acid permease-domain-containing protein
Exons: 3
Coding region: 120-1868 (582 amino acids)
Biological process (GO): transmembrane transport
Cellular component (GO): membrane
Molecular function (GO): transmembrane transporter activity
Source: RefSeq, a predicted model, not a curated record